Cylicocyclus nassatus is the source of this 1228-nucleotide messenger RNA. The record is from the annotation of a GenBank genome assembly. NCBI's taxonomy places the organism in Eukaryota, Metazoa, Nematoda, Chromadorea, Rhabditida, Strongylidae.
AUGGGAAACAACUAUACAUCUCUGUCCACGCACGAUCCGAAUGACUUGCUCGUGGGAAGGGACAAGCAACAAAUGAAAAAAUCGGCUACAUAUCCUGGAAUAACGCUACCUCUCAUUCGACCAGCUAUCCAUUCCGAUUCGAUAACAGCCCUUGCAGUUGUUCGGCCAGGAAUGGUGAUUACGGGAAGCCGAGACAAGAAAGUGGCUUUGAAUAAUGUCGAUACGGGAGAGUGCAUUACCAUGUGGGAGGGCCAUGAUGGAGAGGUAACAAAGCUCGCCUACGAAAACACCGUCGGCAACCAUUUCGUCCUCAGCGGCUCAAGAGACCAAUCCAUAAAGUUAUGGCAAUUCCAUUCGAAGGAAGCUCAAAAAACUUUCCAAGGCCACUCACUCGGAGUAACAGGCCUCGCAAUUUUGAAUGAAAACCGCUUCGUUUCUGGGUCGCGAGACACAACAUUGAAAAUUUGGGACGUCGAGUCUACGAAGAGAAAUGUGCGGAGUGCUCAGGUCAAUAGGAAUUUGGUCACACAUAUCACCUUUAAUCAACCUUGCAACAUAAUUGCUCAAUCUUCAGAAGAUAAAGAAGUAAAGUUGUGGGACCCACAAAACUUGGAGAUGAUCGCACAGCUACCUCGAAAACAUCAUAUACAGAUGCAUUGCGAGUUCAUCGACGAUAAGCUGCUUGCCUCAACAAGUAAUGGAUUCAAUGGCUACGGGUGUGAGAUAUCGAUUUGGGACUUACGAACGCGAAAGUUAUUGAAAGAACUCAAGGGCCAUGAAGGUUCUGUACCCUGCGUCGCAAACCUCACGCAGACAGUCACUUUAAAGAAGCUAAUGAUGAGCGUCUCAAUGGAUAAGUCAAUACGAAUAUGGAAUAUAGAGGAUGGAGUCUGUGUCUGGGAAGAAACCGUUGCCAGCGAUGCGGACCUCUUACAAUGCGUCUCUUUCAACGAUGGACACGUUGUCGUGUCCGGAGGAAAAGGUCUACUGGCUCAUAUUCGUGUCCAAGGAAGAGCGGGAAAACCAUAUUUCCAAAUGCUUUCUGUGCAGAAAAUGAAUUCGUAGAUUUUAGGACAUUUCAUCUAGGCAAUCGGGAUUACUUUGUGAAUAAUUGCUCAGGUCAAGUAGUAAGCUGUUAGGAAAAUAUUGUGACAUUCCCCUAUAGCAAACUCUUGCCACAUAUCGGAAAUCUAUCCUCUCUCCUGCAUGAUCUCAAAAAUUUCAAUAA